AUGACCAGUAACCCCAUGGGAGAGGCCAGAACGAGCGACAAUGGCCAUGGCUGCGACAAUGCCACUGGUCCCACCACCGACCAAUAUCUUCGCCCGGACCCGGCCCAACACCAAUCGCCCACGUUGACCACGUCCUCGGCAAACAGAUUACUACCUUCACCUAUUCCUCCUCCCACGGCCUCUUCCCUCACAUACUCGUUACAUCGCCCGCAGUCCAGAGUCAGCGCCCAGUCGGGAGGUUCAAAGGACUCGCAAGCUACCAAAGACAGUCACGACGGCCUGCCAGUCAGGAAGAGCCACUCACAGUCGAUAUCCAGUACUCCGCGCACGCUGGCGUCUUCACAUCGGAGUACAACCACCAGUGCUGAAAACAGGGAGAGGCAGCGUGCCGCCCGUUCGCUCCCACCCUGGGUCCAAUCCGCCGACGACGAGGAGGAAGGCAUUGACGCCACUGCCUUCCUCCUCCCCCGCACGCCAACCACCGUUCGUCAUGCCAACCACAACUUCUGUCCUACACCAAAGUCCAAUGUCCCAGGGCGCAAGUUCGACCAUGCCCGCGAGGGCGCCCCGGUGACACUGAGCACGCCUGUUAGCGACAGCGCACCGAAAUGGAAGAACUUUACCGCCGGCUCCAACCACGAGCGGCCUAUCUCGUCGCGAGGCCAGAUUGUCGACGAUGACUGGCUCAGGGAGAACAUGCCGGAUCUGGAGCAAAAGUGGGAGCCCAUUGACAAGGACAAUGGCAUCGAAGACACCAAGGGCUUCUGGCUCUUUACGUCGGAGAAGAGAAAGCGCAGAUUAGUGCGCUUCCACAACACCACUAUGAACCACCCCAUGGUGCCGGCCCUAGUGCGCGCAUGCGUCCUCAUCUUCUCCAUCCUCGCUCUUUCCCUAGCAUGUUCCAUCUACCGGCACUCCAACAACAACGGCUGCAACACCAACUCGUCGACCUGGAUGGCCAUUCUCGUCGACAUUGUCGCUGUCCUCUACACCGUCUACAUCACCUAUGACGAAUACACGUCCAAGCCGCUGGGUCUGCGUUCGCACAAUGCUAAGAUGUCGCUAAUCUUCUUGGACUUGGCAUUUAUUGUGUUUGAAUCUGCAAACCUCAGUCUGGCCUUUCAAGCACUCACCGACGACAAAUGGGCAUGUGUGGAUUCAGAUAGGGCCAAUGCUUGUCCGUAUAGAGAGAGCAUAUGCGAGAGACAAAAGGGCUUGACAGCUACGCUGUUUAUUGCCCUCAUUGCGUGGAUCGCCACUUUCGCUAUUAGUACUUUAAGGUAA
Molecule: messenger RNA, 1284 nt
Organism: Pyrenophora tritici-repentis Pt-1C-BFP
Lineage: Eukaryota; Fungi; Ascomycota; Dothideomycetes; Pleosporales; Pleosporaceae
Biological process (GO): positive regulation of catalytic activity
Cellular component (GO): fungal-type vacuole; cell periphery
Source: RefSeq, a predicted model, not a curated record